Dioscorea cayenensis subsp. rotundata (Guinea yam) is the source of this 2626-nucleotide messenger RNA. RefSeq names its product probable DNA helicase MCM8. Bases 42 to 2420 code for a protein of 792 amino acids. The transcript has 17 exons. Gene Ontology annotation, molecular function: single-stranded DNA binding; ATP hydrolysis activity; ATP binding. The record is from RefSeq and is a predicted model, not a curated record. Gene Ontology annotation, cellular component: MCM complex; nucleus. Lineage: Eukaryota; Viridiplantae; Streptophyta; Magnoliopsida; Dioscoreales; Dioscoreaceae.
UUUUUACGGCCAAACUUCGAACGGAAAAACUGGAGAACAAAAUGUACAGGUCGCCGGGAGAGAUGAUCGGUGUGCCGGCGUCAUCGUCGGAGCCGGGCGCGGUGGUUAGGGUUUGGCCGAGUUACUUCCCCGAUGUGGAGUUCGCCAUGGAUGAUCGUAGGUCCAAGCUGGUUACUGAGCUCGCGGGCUUCUUCUCGUCUCCCCAGGCCAAUCAUCUCAUCUCCCAGGUGCAAGAUGACUGUGGUCUCUUUUUUCUACAAGUGGAUAUCCAACAAUUCCGAAAAGUAUGUGGAGUUGAAGAAUUCUAUGCAGCUUUAGAGAUUGCACCUAAAGAAGCAUUGUUAUGCAUGGGUGCCGCAGUCCACAUGUCCCUGUUGUUGAAGGAAAAGAAUUGUCCAUUGGAGUAUACGGAGAAGAUAAACAUUCGCUUAUAUAACCACCCUGAUGCGAUGAUCACUUUGAAAAAUUUGAAAGCUGCAUAUAUUGGUAGGCUUGUUUCAGUGCGUGGGACUGUUGUCAAAGUGAGCACCGUCAGGCCUCUGGUGAUGCAAAUGAAUUUUUCAUGCGGGAAGUGUGGAUCUGUCAUUACGCGUGUAUUUCCUGAUGGAAAAUUUUCACCACCAAUGAUCUGCAGUGUUCAAGGAUGUAAAAGUAGAACUUUUACACCAAUAAGAUCUACUGCAAGGCCAAUUGAUUUUCAAAAAAUAAGGCUUCAGGAGAUACUUAACUCAGAAAGCCAUGAAGAAGGUCGGGUACCUCGAACUGUUGAAUGUGAACUGACUGAAGAUCUUGUUGAUUCAUGCAUCCCUGGCGAUGUUGUGACUGUUACUGGGAUUGUAAAAGUAAUCAACAAUUACAUGGAUGUUGGUGGAGGUAAGUCCAAAAACAAGAAUCAAGGGUUGUAUUACCUAUAUUUGGAGGCAGUUUCUGUACGGAACUCAAAAUCCCAGUCUGCUUCUGAAGAUAUGCAAGCUACCAAUUCUGAAGCUAGGGCAACAAUGCUGUUUGAUUUUCAUUCAUUUUCACCAAAGGAUUUGGAAUUUAUUGUUAAGUUUUUUGAGGAGCAUGGCUCUGACAUAUUCCGUCAAAUAAUUCAUUCCUUUUGUCCCUCCAUAUAUGGGCAUGAACUUGUUAAAGCUGGGAUCACACUUGCACUAUUUGGCGGUGUGCAAAAGCAUUCAAUGGAUCAAAACAAAGUACCUGUUCGAGGAGAUAUCCAUGUAAUCAUUGUUGGUGAUCCUGGAUUAGGUAAGAGCCAGCUUCUACAAGCAGCUGCCGCAGUUUCUCCCCGGGGAAUAUAUGUCUGUGGCAAUGCAACCACAAAUGCUGGUCUAACAGUUGCUGUUGUCAAGGAUUCUAUGACCAGUGAUUAUGCUUUUGAAGCAGGUGCCAUGGUGCUUGCAGAUCGUGGAUUGUGCUGUAUUGACGAGUUUGACAAGAUGUCUGCGGAACAUCAGGCCCUGUUAGAAGCUAUGGAACAACAAUGUGUCUCUGUUGCAAAGGCUGGAUUAGUAGCUAGUUUGUCCGCACGGACUUCUGUAUUAGCGGCUGCAAAUCCUGUUGGCGGUCAUUACAACCGUGCAAAAACUGUGAAUGAAAACCUGAAAAUGAAUGCUGCUCUUCUCUCAAGAUUUGAUUUGAUCUUCAUUUUGGUAGAUAAGCCAGAUGAACUACUGGAUAAGCGAUUAUCUGAUCAUAUCAUGGCAUUUCAUUCAGGAAAUGAGAAACAUCAGUUGCAGGCAAAGAAGCUCCGAAGAGUGUUUCAACAUGAUAGAGGUGUGGACUUUGGAGUGUCAAAUGGUUCUCUAGCUUCAAAACUGAGACUUCAUCCUGAGAAAGACAAAGACUUUGUUCCCUUACCGGGUUCUCUUCUCCGCAAGUAUAUUGCAUAUGCAAGAAACUUUGUCUUCCCUAGGAUGUCAAGACCAGCAUCUGAAAUUCUACAGAAGUUUUAUUUGCGAUUAAGAGACCAUAAUACUUCUGCUGACGGGACACCUAUAACGGCACGGCAGUUGGAAAGUCUGGUGAGGUUGGCGGAAGCUCGUGCUCGGUUGGAUUUAAGAGAAGAAAUCACUGCCCAAGAUGCUAUGGAUGUGGUCGAGAUAAUGAAAGAAUCAUUAUAUGACAAAUACGUAGACGAGCAUGGCCAUGUGGAUUUUGGUCGGAGUGGUGGGAUGAGUCAACAGAAGGAAGCCAAAAGAUUUUUAAGUGCCCUUCAUAAGCAAUCUGAGUUGCAGCAAAAGGAUUGUUUUUCGAUUUCAGAGAUAUACAGUUUGGCUGAUAAAAUUAGCCUUCGAGUUCCCGAUAUUGAUACUUUAGUGGAAAACUUGAACAGUGUUGGUCAUCUACUAAAGAAAGGACCAAGGAUGUAUCAGGUCUUGUCAUCAUCUUACAGUCAAUCAUCAAGAUCAAGAUGCUAACAUGCCUUAUCCAACUCCUCAUGAUUUUUAAUCUGUUUAGCCUCAUGAAUGUAUGUCAUCUUGCUGCAAGCUGAUGAUAGAUGAUUCCUAACUUUUAAAGGACUAAAGAUAUUGCAAAAUAAUCGGCACCAGAAAUGACAUUUCUGCAAGAAUUAUACUCACUAGCCAACAUUGUACAUAUAACAGCUGAUACUUUUGAGAAGACA